Messenger RNA from Pseudoliparis swirei, 2681 nucleotides. Its product is annotated as thyroid peroxidase-like. Gene Ontology annotation, biological process: response to oxidative stress. Lineage: Eukaryota; Metazoa; Chordata; Actinopteri; Perciformes; Liparidae. The transcript is spliced from 12 exons. Gene Ontology annotation, molecular function: peroxidase activity; heme binding. The coding region runs from base 1 to 2064 and encodes 687 amino acids. The record is from RefSeq and is a predicted model, not a curated record.
AUGAGGUUGUCAGCCACAACUCUCAGAGAACUGCUCAUCUCCUCACAUCAAGAGAGCCUUCGACUUGUCCACGAAGCCUCGAGUCGGCGACGCGCUCCCUCGUCCUCCACGCAUGUGUUGACAUGGCUCCGGCAGAGCGAGCCCGAGACCCUGGAGGUUUCCCGAGCUGCAGAGCUCUUUCAAACAACGCUGCAAGUCCUCACGAACACGGCGAGACAGAGAUAUAAAAGAGACCUCACGGCCGCAGCGCUGCUUUCCUGGGAGGACGUGGAGCUGAUCGCAGAGCUGUCCAAAUGUCCUCCUGCAGCACACCCAGCCAUCUGUCUGCAGAGUCAUCGCAGCAGAUACCGCUCCAUAUCGGGCCUCUGCAAUAACAGGCAAAACCCUCUCUGGGGAGCAGCCAACACGCCCCUGGUCAGGUGGCUUCCAGCUGAAUACGAAGACGGAGAGAGAGAACCCAAGGGUUGGAACCGAGGACGGCUCCAUAAUGGAUUCCAGCUUCCUCCGACCGGUGAUUCUGCCACCCGUGCACACAGCUGCAUGCCCUUCCAUCGCUCCAGACCAGCCUGCUUGGUCAAUGUCGGCUCCGAUAUUCAACAAGCUGUGCAGCAACAGCAGCUGAACGCCAUCACGUCGUUCAUUGACGCGUCGGUUGUGUACGGCCACACUCCGAGGCUGGAGGGCUUCCUCCGUGACCUCGCCGGCCUCAAUGGGAAACUUGCUGUCAACGAGCAAUUUAGGGAUCCCAAGGGAAGACCCUACCUUCCAUUCGUGUCCACUCUGCCAUCGGCCUGCCUGCAGAGCCUGCACGGGAAGAGGGUGGAGUGUUUCAGUGCCGGGGACAGUCGGAUCAACGAGGGUCUGCCUCUGACCUGUCUGCAUACGCUGUGGCUCCGGGAACACAACCGGAUUGCAGAGGAACUGAAACUCAUGAACGCUCACUGGAGCCCGGAGACUAUUUAUCAAGAAACUCGCAAGAUUAUCGGAGCUCUGCACCAGAUCAUAACCAUGAGAGAUUAUGUUCCGAGAAUCAUCGGCCAGGAGGCCUUUGAUUAUUACAUAGGGCCCUACCGGGGGUAUGAUCCCACCACGGACCCCUCUGCCUCCAACGUGUUUGCCACCGCGGCGUUCCGGUUCGGCCACGCCACCAUCUCCCCCGUCCUCAGGAGGCUGAACGAGAGCUCCCAGGAGCACGAGCACUUCGCCGACUUGAGGCUGCAUAACACUUUCUUCAGUCCAUGGAGAAUAGUCAAAGAAGGUGGAAUUGAACCAACCCUGAGAGGUGCGUUUGGGACCGCGGCAUCGGCUGCUAGCGCAAACAUGCUGUUGACGCAGGAGUUAACAGACAGGUUGCUGGUGUUGAAUGUGCCACAAUCCAUGGACCUGGCGUCCCUGAACCUGCAGAGAGGACGAGAUCACGCCCUCCCAGGAUACAACGACUGGAGAUCGUUCUGCAGACUGGAUCCCAUUGAGACAAUGGAUGGCUUCAAAGAGGUUGUGAGAGACUUCAGGGUUGCAGAGAAGAUCGCACAAAUAUACAAACAUCUGGAUAAUAUUGACGUGUGGCUUGGAGGGCUCGUUGAAUACAUGUUGCCAGGCUCAAGAACUGGUCCCCUCUUUGCUUGCCUGAUCGGAAAACAGAUGAAGGCACUGCGGGAUGGCGAUAGGUUUUGGUGGGAGGCUGACGGGAUGUUCAGCCAGCCACAGAAAGAGGAGCUCUUGAAGGGUUCUCUGUCUCGGAUCAUCUGCGACAACAGUGACAUCAGGGAAGUCCCUCCUGACUCUUUCAGGUUCGGGAAAUACCCCGACGACUACGUCUCUUGUGAUCACGUCCCAACGAUAAAUCUGGACGCUUGGCAAGAGGAGAAGAGCCAAGACUUGGAACAGUGCGGCGCUCCUCCAACGAUAAAGAAUGGGGAUUUUAUUAUGUCUUCGACAAAUGGAAAACUGGUCGCUCUGUACUCCUGUUACCAUGGUUUCAAGUUAAAGGGUGCGGCUGCAAUAGUUUGCAAGGGAUAUCAAUGGAGUGAUCAAUCCCCACGAUGUACAGGGAAUCCUCACUAACUUGUUGACACUGCAGCAGAUACAGAAGCGCUUCAUAGUUUUAUUACCACGCUCAGGGAAACGUUGUAAUCCUUGUUAUCUUUUUCUCAUAUUUCAUGAUUUUUCUAAUUAACGUUUUUUGGGGGGGAGGGGAAAUUGAAUAAGAAACUCGGUCAAAAGUUAUUUAAUUAAGUUGCUGAUUUUAUAUUAUUCCAUUCCAUUAUCCAUACCACUGGAGCCGAUCCCAGCUGACAUUGGGCGAAGGCAGGGUUCACCCAGGACAGGUCGCCAGCCCAUCCAGGGCAAAACAUAUACAUACAACCAUUCACACUCACACACAAUUUAGAGAUCAAUUAACCUGAGCUGCAUGUCUUUGGACUGUGGGAGGAAGCCUGAGAACCCGGAGGGAACCCACGCUGCCACGGGGAGAACAUGCAAACUCCACACAGAGGAACCGACCGGGAAUUGAUCCCACGGUCCUCUUGCUGUCUAGCCACUACACCGCCGUGCAGCCCCAAUUUUUAUAAACAUUUUAUAUAAUGACAGCUGCUAAUAUUGAAUCACCUGUUUUACAUUUUGUAGACUAUUAAUGUCCUUAGCUAAUUGCAGUAAAUGUCAUUUUUGUUCAAUAAAAAUAU